Molecule: messenger RNA, 1123 nt
Organism: Pelagomonas calceolata
Lineage: Eukaryota; Pelagophyceae; Pelagomonadales; Pelagomonadaceae
Source: the annotation of a GenBank genome assembly
GCGAUUGUUUACUAAUUUAUCUACCUUUCAUUCAUUUAUUUGAAUAAGGAAGACCUACUACGUCUUACUGAGUAGUAGGCUACAAUAAGGUUCAAAUUAUCAGACCAUCCGUCCACUCGAAACAGUCGAUGGCGCUUUCGUUCGCCGAAAGCCUGAGUAGCACAGCUGAGGCCCACGGCUCGCCCCUAGACGCCAUCUCACUACCUGUCCAGUUCUUAAAGCCGAAGAGCGCAUCAGAUUGCUUAAUUAUCAAAACAGUUAUAUUGUAGAGGUGACAAAUUUAUCUCGUCUACCCAACCUCAUUUUUCUUGAUCUAUAUAACAAUCGCAUCGAAAAACUAUCUCGUGAUCUUGAGUGUGUACCAACGCUUAGGGUGUUGAUGCUCGGCAAAAAUCGUAUAAAGCACAUCUCAAACCUUAGUAAGCUGAUAAAGCUUGAUGUGCUAGACCUUCAUUCGAAUACCAUCGCAAAAGUCGAGCAACUUGAUGCCUUAUCGGAGUUGCGGGUAUUGAACCUUGCCGGCAAUAAGCUAACAGAGCUAGACGGGCUCAGCGGUUUGCAGUCUCUAACUGAACUCAAUGUUCGGCGUAACUAUAUAGAUAAGAUUGGGUCCCUGCAACAGGUCCAAUCGCUUCAGCGCCUCUUCUUGAGCAACAAUAAAAUCCACUCGUUAGACGCAAUUGAUUGCUUCUUUCAUUUACGACACUUGAUGGAGCUAAGCCUGGACGGCAAUCCAAUUGCGUUGAAAGACCCUACUGCCUAUCGGCGAUUUGCUGUUGAUCGCCUGAAGACUUUGCGUCAUCUUGAUCUGAAAAAGAUUACGGAUGCGGAAAGUCGUGCUGUGGCAGUUCACUCUCAAAGAAUGAAUGCGCAAAAACGAGCCGCAGAGCGGCACGAAUUAGUUGAUAUUGAGCGAAAAAAGCUCGAGGCAGACCACUGCGCCGCGUCGACGAAUGCAUCGCGACUGCUUGCUGCGCAGAGGCUGCAGUGAGGGCUGGUGCUGUGCGCUGUGUAGCGCGCUCACGGCUCUCGUCCCGUUUCGCAGCAAUACUGAGAUGUCAAAUAUAAUUUCUGCGCGCAAUGGUUGCAUGGUAGUGGAGCGCCCGCGCAAAGUGGCUUGCUU